GAUGCCAUGCUGAUAUAUCGCAUGAACUUCGUCAAUCAUGGCGGAAGGAGGAGGCAAUGGAGUUCCUGAUAUUAAACAACAAAAACAGCAAAUAUUGGAAUUUCUUGAUACCCCAUUAAAGAAGGGGGACUGUUGGUACCUGAUAGACAGCAAGUGGUUUAAACAAUGGAAGAAAUUUGUUGGAUAUGAUAGCUGGGAUGUCUAUAACAUGGGCAAUGAUGCCUGUAACCCAGGGCCAGUGGACAACUCUGGGAUCUUUGUAGAGGGAGAUGUAGGUAACUUGAAGGAGCAUUUGAUUGAUGAGCUUGACUUUGUUUUGGUUCCUACCGAAGCAUGGGAUACACUGACUGCAUGGUAUGGUUCUGUUAAGGAUCAGCCUCCAGUGCACAGGAAGGUUGUUGAGUAUGGAAUGUUUGUCAAACACUGUAAGGUGGAGGUUUAUUUGAUGGAGCUCAAGCUAUGUGAAAACAGCAAUCUAGAUAACAUGGUGCCUCAAAAGUUUAGUAAAGCUGACACUAUCGAAACUAUUGAAAAGGAAAUGAAAAGACUAUUCAAUAUUGAAAAUGAAAAGGAGACAAGGAUAUGGAAUAAGUACAUGAGUAAUACAUAUGAGCAAUUAAGUAAGAAGGAGAAUACAGUUCAAGAUGCCGGGCUGUAUCAGGGACAGGUCCUUGUGAUAGAGCAAAAGAAUGAAGAUGGUACAUGGCCAAGGCAACCAGCCAACAGCACUACCAGUAGUUCAUAUAAAGAUAGUUCUAGUAGUACAUCAACUAAUAGUAGUAGAUACAUAACAAACUCAACGGGAAGAAGUUCAUACAGCUAUCCAUCAUACAACAGUACCAGUAGUUCUGAUUAUGGUCGCUCUAUCAAGCCAUCAGUCCAGGAAGGUUUAUGUGGUCUUGGUAACUUGGGCAACACAUGUUUUAUGAACUCUGCCUUACAGUGUAUGAGCAAUGUUCCUCCUCUCACCAGAUACUUCCUUUCUAAUGAGCAUAAGAAAGAACUGAAUUAUGACAAUCCACUCGGUAUGCAUGGAGAGAUAGCUAAAGCCUAUGCAGAUCUCAUCCAACAGAUGUGGUCUGGUCUCAACUCAUACCUCAUACCAAGGAACUUCAAGAUGCAAGUUGGUAGAUUUGCCCCUCAGUUCUCUGGUUACCAGCAGCACGACUCCCAAGAAUUAUUAGCUUUCCUAUGUGAUGGUUUACAUGAAGAUCUUAAUAGAAUACAGAAGAAACCUUAUGUUGAGCUUCGAGACAGCGAUGGAAGGCCAGAUGAGGUUGUUGCUGAUGAGGCAUGGGCAAAUCAUCUGAAACGAAAUGACUCAAUAAUUGUUGACCUCUUCCACGGCCAAUUCAAGUCGACAUUAGUUUGUCCUGAAUGUCAAAAGAUAUCUGUGACCUUUGACCCUUUCAGUUUCCUUAGUUUACCCCUCCCUACCAAGAAAGAGAGGACAAUGGAGGUGUUUCUCAUCAGACUAGAUCCUAAAUCAAAACCACUUCAGAUGAAAGUAGUUGUACCAAAGCAUGGUAUGGUGUAUGACCUGUGUAAAGCAAUAUCCAAAGUAUCACAGAUCUCCCCAGACAAGAUGGCAGUUACAGAUGUCUACAAUCAUAGAUUCCAUAAAGUGUUUGCACCUAAUGAUAGGGUGGAAAGCAUCACAGAAAGAGAUGACAUCUUUGUCUAUGAGGUUCCAGUGAACAGUGCUGAUGAUCCAGAUACCAUCAUUAUACCUGUCUAUCUCAGGGAAAGAAAUUGUAAGAGAGGAAGCUUCAGCUAUUCAUCUAGUAGCUAUUCAUUGUUUGGUCAACCUAUGCUGAUUGCAGUACCUCGUAAACAUACUACAUACCAAGAUCUAUACCAGAUCAUCAUCAAUAAAAUGAGUCGGUAUGUGAAGAAACCAGACACAGAUGAGUGGUAUAAAGAAGAUGAAGAGGGAAAUGAGGUCGUGGAAAAUGGAGAAACAGAGAUGGACUCUGAUUCUGAUUCAAAGGAUCAUUGUAGCUCAGGAGAUGAAACCAAUCAGAAUCAUAAAGAUGAUCCUCCUCCAUCCAAGGAGAAGAAAUCUAAAUCUAAGCCAUUAGACCGACGAUCCCUUCUCUUCAGAAUGACUCUAGUCAACUCCUAUGGCAGUGCAGAGUUAGCAAGGUUAAAAGAUGAUGGGGCACCACUCAGGUUCAACAAUCGUACAUACAUAGCACUAGAUUGGAAGGACAAGGCAAAAAAUAAGUUCUACAUUGAAACAGAAGCAGAAGAUUCUGAGCCUCAUGAAAGUAUGAACCUACGAAGUGUGUCAAGAAAGCAACAAGUAGAUCUUAGUGAGUGUCUUAAUCUCUUCCUUACAGAAGAAACACUAGAGAAGGAAGAUUCAUGGUAUUGUCCAGCUUGUAAAAAGCACCAGCAGGCUACAAAGAAGUUUGAUCUCUGGAAAUUACCCAAAGUGCUUAUCAUUCAUCUCAAGCGAUUCUCUUAUAAUCGAUUCUUGAGAGACAAGCUAGAUACAUUAGUUACUUUCCCUACAGAGAAUCUUGACAUGUCCCGUAGUGUAAUAUGUCCGAAUGGUGGGCCAUAUCAGUAUGAUCUGGUAGCUGUGAGUAAUCAUUAUGGAGGAAUGGGAGGAGGACACUACACUGCAUAUGCUCAAAAUGCAUGUACACAAAACUGGAACUACUUUGAUGAUAGCUCAGUGUCUGAUGCUAACAAGGAACAAGUUGUUUCAAAAGCUGCCUAUGUGCUGUUCUACCUUCGUAAAGAUAGAGUAGAGGAAUACAACCAGUCAUUAUCACAGUUUAUAGCCAGUAGAGGAGAAGAGACAACUCAAAAUGGAGAUGCAGAGGAAGAGGAACAGCAUAUCGCCACGGAAACCUGUGACCGAAAACUACGGAGUCACACGGGAGCUAGGAGUAAACGACACAGUAAUGGACUUUCAGACAGUGAAGAGGAGAUGGAAACAAAUUGAUGUAGACUGGAACAUAGACUAUAUCUUUAGUGGGACAGACCAUGUAGGAUUGUCAUGAAUGCAUUGCUGUUUGCCUGUUGUAUUUCUAUUGGAUACCUGCAACGAAUGGAAAGCCUAUUGAUGUACUACUGACCCAACACCGUCCAUAUGCAUGCAUGUAGGAUAGAUUGAAUAGGAAGGCUUAUCUGGGUCUAGCCUCUCUUUCUCAGUUGUGAAGUCAAUCUGACAUAUCUUACCUUGCAGAGUAAAGGUGUGUAUUGGCUCUGAACACCCAUUUGCUAAGUUCUUGUUAUUGAAUUCUGAUGAGUGAGCUAGCAACGACCAGCCAGUAGCAUUAUCUGACUGUCAAGCACUAUUUCAUAAAAUAUCAAGUCUGGAUCAAUUUCAUCUAUUUAAUUCUAUUCUUAAUAUUUAUUGACUUGAAACUGCUGACACAUAUUGCAAUAGAUAAAGGAUAUUGUCUUUUCCAAAUCUUCUCUUCUUUCAUAUCUAGUGUUAGAAAUUGAAGGAUAUAUGAACCAUAACUCAGCUGGGCUCUUUUGGUAGGUUAUACAGCCGAGGGUGACUCCCCCUCCAGAUCUUAGUUGCUAACUGUGCAGUCAUUCCAAAAAUCAGCAAAUGUUUUGCUCAUGGCAUAGUCUGUGACAUUGCAUAGUUAAUUUUUGGAAAAAUUCUGUGAUAUGGUCGAUUAUGCUAAUUUUUGCUUAAAAUCAGAAUUC
Molecule: messenger RNA, 3675 nt
Organism: Lytechinus variegatus (green sea urchin)
Lineage: Eukaryota; Metazoa; Echinodermata; Echinoidea; Temnopleuroida; Toxopneustidae
Product: ubiquitin carboxyl-terminal hydrolase 4-like
Exons: 22
Coding region: 38-2956 (972 amino acids)
Biological process (GO): protein deubiquitination
Molecular function (GO): cysteine-type deubiquitinase activity
Source: RefSeq, a predicted model, not a curated record